Molecule: messenger RNA, 3924 nt
Organism: Coturnix japonica (Japanese quail)
Lineage: Eukaryota; Metazoa; Chordata; Aves; Galliformes; Phasianidae
Gene: KCNC1
Product: potassium voltage-gated channel subfamily C member 1
Biological process (GO): potassium ion transmembrane transport; protein homooligomerization; action potential
Cellular component (GO): presynaptic membrane; neuronal cell body membrane; postsynaptic membrane
Molecular function (GO): protein binding; delayed rectifier potassium channel activity
Source: RefSeq, a predicted model, not a curated record
CUGCGACAUGCCUGAUAAGAGACGAGAUGGGCCAGGGCGACGAGAGCGACCGCAUUGUGAUCAACGUGGGAGGGACUAGGCACCAGACUUACCGCAGCACCCUGCGCACCCUGCCCGGCACGCGGCUGGCCUGGAUCGCCGAGCCCGAUGCCCACAGCCACUUCGACUAUGACCCCCGCACGGAUGAGUUUUUCUUUGACCGGCACCCGGGCGUCUUCGCCCACAUCCUGAAUUACUACCGCACCGGCAAGCUGCACUGCCCCGCCGACGUGUGCGGGCCCCUGUACGAGGAGGAGCUGGCCUUCUGGGGCAUCGAUGAGACCGAUGUGGAGCCCUGCUGCUGGAUGACCUACCGGCAGCACCGUGACGCCGAAGAGGCUCUGGACAGCUUUGGUGGGGCGCCCCUGGAUAGCAGCGCCGAGGAUGGAGACAUAGAUGGCACCGGAGACUCUGGCGAUGGCGAAGAGGAGCUGGAGAUGACAAAACGCCUCGCGCUCAGUGACUCACCGGAUGGCAGGUCUGGGGGCUUCUGGAGACGGUGGCAGCCCCGCAUCUGGGCGCUCUUUGAGGACCCCUACUCCUCCAGAUAUGCAAGGUAUGUGGCAUUUGCCUCCCUCUUCUUCAUUCUGGUCUCCAUCACCACCUUCUGCCUCGAGACCCACGAGAGAUUUAACCCCAUUGUGAACAAGACAGAAACUGAAUUCAUCGGGAAUGACACCCAGGUGCGGCACUACAGGGAAGCAGAGACUGAAGCCUUCCUCACCUACAUCGAAGGUGUCUGUGUGGUCUGGUUUACAUUUGAGUUCUUGAUGAGAGUCACUUUCUGCCCAAACAAGGUGGAAUUUAUCAAAAACUCCUUGAACAUCAUUGACUUUGUGGCCAUACUGCCUUUCUAUCUAGAGGUUGGACUCAGUGGCCUGUCUUCCAAAGCUGCUAAGGAUGUCCUGGGCUUCCUCCGCGUAGUCCGUUUUGUGCGAAUCCUGCGAAUUUUCAAGCUGACCCGCCACUUUGUUGGGUUACGGGUCUUGGGACACACCCUCCGUGCCAGCACAAACGAAUUCUUGCUGCUCAUCAUAUUUUUGGCAUUGGGCGUCUUAAUCUUUGCCACGAUGAUCUAUUAUGCCGAGAGAAUAGGUGCUAAACCAAAUGACCCUAGUGCCAGUGAACACACACACUUUAAAAACAUCCCCAUCGGCUUCUGGUGGGCUGUUGUCACCAUGACGACCCUGGGCUAUGGAGACAUGUAUCCUCAGACUUGGUCAGGCAUGCUGGUGGGGGCCCUCUGCGCUCUUGCCGGCGUGCUGACCAUUGCCAUGCCUGUCCCUGUCAUUGUGAACAAUUUCGGAAUGUAUUACUCCUUAGCUAUGGCUAAGCAGAAGCUACCAAAGAAAAAAAAGAAGCAUAUCCCGAGGCCACCCCAGCUGGGAUCCCCCAAUUAUUGUAAAUCUGUCGUAAACUCUCCACACCACAGUACUCAGAGCGACACUUGCCCACUGGCCCAAGAAGAAAUUUUAGAAAUUAACAGAGCAGAUUCGAAACUGAAUGGUGAGGUGGCCAAGGCGGCGCUGGCAAACGAAGACUGUCCCCACAUAGACCAGGCUAUUACGCCUGAUGAGGGCCUGCCCUUUACCCGCUCUGGCACUCGGGAGAGAUAUGGACCCUGCUUCCUCUUAUCAACCGGGGAAUAUCCCUGCCCGCCUGAUGGAGGAAUAAGAAAGGGUUACGAAAUGUCACGGAGCCUUAACAGCAUAGCUGGCAUAAGUGGAAAAGCGAUAGGAUUAUCCUCAGUGUCUGCGCCCUACAGCUCUCCUAGUCCAGUGAGACGUUCUUGGUCUCCCAUCCCAUCUAUUUUGUAGCAUGGAUCAGUAGCAGAGAAUGGUCUAAAAAGCUUUAUUUUCAAUUAGCCUAUGCUAUGUUGCAUAUAACCCAGGUGACUAAGUCUGAAGAUGCAAUGUCUCACAGUAGCACCUGCUGGGAAUGGUGUUACUACUGAUGCUAGGUGACAACACUCUUAAAUUGCACUCAGAUGACAAUAGGCAGGCCAUUCACGUGGUACUGGUGGGCCAUAAUGUGCUGCAUGGUAUCAGUACAUAGGAUGAAGGGUAGAUGCACCAGAUAGCUUCCUUCCUGGUGCAUCGUGCUAGUCUAUGCUUAUUGUGGCUAAUGGCGGAUCUACUGGCUCGGUAUGGAAUGGGUUAGGCAUAUAGUCGAUGCUGAAACAUGCCAACGAUGGAAGAUUUUGCUUUUCUCAGGAUAUUUUUGAGCCAUAGGAACCCUGCAGGAGUUUGAGCAAACAAGCACAGUAGGAUGAAACUUUGCAUGGGCGCCUAUCUUAAGCUGAAAGCAAUACUCAGACACACUAGAGAGAGGUCUCAGUCUGGCUGACUGCAUGGAAAAAAAAACCCUGUUGAAGAAGAAUAUGGCUGCCUCUGCAUGUAGCUAUUUCACCUUUUCCUCCUUCCUUUAAAACUAAGAUGCCGAGCUUGAUGUGAAAAGCACAGGAAAGAAGCUCAAGUACUGAUUGUAUUCUUUACAUGCAGAUCUUUGCAAAGAAAGUCCAGUCAUUGCUAAAUAUAUGCCAACAGAGGCAGUCAGAGUGACCUGACAAGGCAAGAUGGAGAUGAACAUUGAUGGCUAAUAAGCAUCUGUGUGGAACUGUGCAGGCAUAGAAGACCUUCUCAUUUGGACAAAGUUAACUCGCUCCAUGCAGGUUUUAUGGAUGAUUCUUCGUGGUUCUGGAGUUGUACUAGAGAUGCAGGCUUUUUCUACGGCCAAAACGUAACAAAACUGUAGAAGAUCUCUCUUUUUUUUUUUUUUUUUUUCCUUUUUUUUUUUUUUUUUUUUUUUUUUUUUUUUUUUUUUUGUUCCAUAGCAUGAAUUGCAUGAAGACAAAAAUUAAAAAAAAAAAAAUUAAAAAAAAAUAAAAAAAGCAAGAAACACUGCAAAUGUAUGAUUAACUUUAAGGAGGAAAAAAAAAAAAAAAAAAGCAAAGUUAUAUAUUUUCUUUCAAAGCUCUUUACUUUUACAUACAUUGUUGUAGCCAAAUGUAAAACAUAAAACUGUACAUUUCUUUGCUAUGGAUCGCUUCUUUUUGUAUACAAGAUACAGAGUAAUGGUUUUAAAAAGUGCAAUCAGGCAGUCAUCGGUCAUAUUGACCACGCCUUCACUGAUCAUCACACCGACAUGGGAAUCAAGAACUUUUAAUCCAACUAGACGUGUAUAAAAAUAAGAAACUAUUUUCUGUCUUGUUUUUGUUGGCAUGCUUGUGACACAUGGGACCUUCCUUCGGACCUGACAGUAACAGCUGGUCUAGAUUUAAUUUUCCAGCUCUGGUUAUGUUGUAUUUUAUUGAUGUAUAGAUCCAACGUAAAGACCCUUCAUAAAUUGUUCAUAUUAAGUAAUCAGUAUGAAUUUUUAAAAAAGAAAAAGGUGUUAUUUUAAAACUGGGACUUAUAGUACAAAAAUCAGGAAAAUACUCAAGUAUAAAUUGUCUCAAAGUUUAAGAAACAAGACAACAGCAUUGUAUGCAAUUUAGUACUGAGUAAAAAUGCAUGCACAAUGUUAUGCAAAACAAUUCUAGCAUGAAAUAAAUUUUGUAUCAUGGUUUCAGUGCCUGCUGUAUAGUGUAAAAGGGAAUCCUUUUCAGAAGCGAUCAGGGGUUUCCAGAGACUUGCUUCUAAAACCUUGAAUAAAUACAGUGUUCUCAACAGAACUGUAGGAGAAAAGCUUGGUAUUGCUCUGGUUCUAAAAUGCUAACUUGGGUUAGUAGAUAAUAAAUGAAGCCUGCAAACACUUGAUACAACCAGUGUCUGAAGAAUUCACAUCAUUAGUAAUUUUAAGAGGAAAGAUUAAAAAUCUCUAUAAUUAUCUAGGUAUCUUCCUUUUCCCUCCCCAAGAAUAAUAAAAGUUUGUCUUUUUAGCUGA